AAUCUCUGAAACAAUCUCCUCUCUUCUUACUUCUAAUUCCUUUGAAUCAAAGGAACACGCAACUAUAUAUCACGCUUGUAUAUUUUCUUUUCUUAUUAAUAUAUAUAUAUAUGUGUGUGUGUGUAUAUAUUAUAUUUCUCUAUAUAUCUUAAUCAUAAUUUCUAACGAACUCUUUCAUCAGAGUUUGAUGAGCAGCAUCACCAUUUUCAACCAUCCGAUUUUCAUGUCUACCACUUUGACAUGUCGCCGGCUUUGAUCACCCAACAACACUCCAACGGUCAGAUUUCUCAUCCUUUUUUCUUCAAUUUCUCUGGAUUUUCUCGGGAAAAUCAAUCGGACCAGCAUCCGGCCUCGUCGCACGCAAUGAACCCGUCGAAUGCCGGCGAUAUGGCUUCUGGGUUUUCGAGCUCUAACGACAACAAAUCAGAUUUCAGGUUCGAGACUCCGCCGGUUCCUCGAUCUGGGUCCGGUCUCACGAGGCCGAGGUUUGUGAAGGUGAGGAAAGGGCCGAGUUCGCAGAAUUCGAGAUCUUCGGAGAUUCCCAAAUUCCAGGUUGAUCUUGGAUACAAUCCCUUUCGGCCCGUUUCGGAGAAUUCGUUCGGGUCCGAAACGGGGAGACCGGUUUCUGGUGAUUUUGGGUUUGGGAAGAGUACUGGCAGUGAGGGAUUUUUCUUUGGAGCGAGUAGAAAUGAUUCAAGUGAAAGUGUUGCAAAAGGGGUUGUUGAGGAAUUGAAGAACUUGAAAAUUGGGAGUAAUACGAGUGAGUUUGCGACUGCAAAAGACGACAUUUUUAGUCCAAAUUCAAGUGCUAUGGCGAGUUCAGCUCAAGCUAAAGGUCGGUUUUUUGCAUUUGGAAGUGAAAGCAUUAUGUCUAAGCUUCCGGAAGAUAUGAAAAAGUUGAAUAUUGAAGGUGGUAUUGGGAGUAGGGAAAACUUGAGCAAAAAGGACAUGGAUGAAAUCUCCAAGCUUCCUGAAGAUUUAAGGAAGUUGAAUAUUGAAGAUCCCGGGAAUGAGAAAGAGACUGAGAGGUUUAAGAGUGGAGGGAUUAAUUUAAGUGCAAAUGCGAAUGUUGAGUUUGGAUUUGGGAGUUCUGACAAUGUGGGUGGUUCUGUCUGCGAAAACAUGGAGUCAGAACUGCCAAGUGAGCUGAGUAAGAAGUUGAAUAUUAAAGAAACUAAGCAGGUUCAUGGAAGUAGUGGUGUCAACUUUAACGCUGAUGAUGUGAACAAGUUUGAAUUUGGAAGAAGCUUUGCAACUACACUUCCUGAUCAGAUCAAGAAUCUAAACAUAAAGGAUGACAGAGAGAAACCCGCCUCAAACAUGGAGGAGAAUAGAGGAAGCAGGAAAGGGGACACUUUUCUUCAAUCAGAUGUGGGAACAGCUUCUUCCAAUGCAUUUGCAAAGGAAAUGCCAACUGGGUAUUUCGGUAACAAUGUGUUUGACAAUCCGGAUAAAGUUACUUCAGACGAAAAGAAAGAUGAUGCCAAAAUCAGUGGAGUAGAUGAGAAUGAUGAAAAGAGGUGUGAUGAAUUUAUCUUUACGAGCAAACAGGAUUCUUUUGCGACACCCUCUUUCGGGUUCAAGACAACAACAAAAACAAGUCUAUUUUCUGGUUUAAAUGAGAAGGUGGAAUUUCAUGCAACGAGGGAAUCAUUUAGGGAUGGAGGAAUGAAGAAAAAGAGCGGCACUGGGAAAUCAAGACGUCCUACCACAGUCCAGCUGUGGCUUGGCCAAGAUUUUGUUUCUACAGAAAGCAGUUUCCAGGAAAGCCCCGAAGCAUCCGACUCCUAUUCACCUAUGGAUGUUUCUCCUUAUCAGGAGACAUUGGCUGACAAUCGAUAUUCUAGAGAAAACUCUGUGACAUCUGAUGGCUCUUUCAGUCUUGACAACUAUCCGAGAACUGAUUCACCACCAAAACCAGAAACCAAUGCAAUCGAUGAAGAUUUGGCCGCGGCAACCGUACGAAUGGAUAUAAACAAUGUCAUUAAUGUAAUAAAAGAGGAAGACAUUGACAAUAAUAUUAGUGCUGAAGGUGGUCUUGAAGAAUCUGUUUCUGGGGCUGAAACUGAAAGCUUUAAAUCUGCAACUGAGGAGGUGGACUUUAUUAGUGAUAACACUGUUAUAGAGACUGAAGCUAGUUCAAGCUCAAAUGUUGAUGGGCAUGACACUGAUGGCAGAGCAAAAUUUGGAUUUGCUUCAAGUGCAGAAGAUUUAGGUGGGUCUAACUUCACCUUUUCUGCCUCUUCUGCCGCUCAAGGCCAAUUACCUGUGUCAAAACGCCUCCUGAAAAAGAAGAACUGGCUCAAAGUUGGCCAUGAUACAAACAAUGUAAUUCCGAAUUCUAAAAUAUCUUAUGCAUCAUCCUCUUCACAGUUUAUUCCAUUUUCUGGAGCUUCACUGCUUUCGUCUCCGGGACGGGGCCAGAAAGGAGAUCCAUCUAGUCUGCAAAGCAGAAUUAGAGAUAGUUCUGAGGUGGGUAAAACUCAGGUUGUUAAUCAAGGGUCUGAUUCUACUUCUGCAGCAACUGUUGCAGCUCAGGAAGCUUGUGAGAAGUGGCGGCUAAGAGGAAACCAAGCAUAUGCAACUGGAGAUCUGUCUAAAGCUGAGGAUUGUUACACACAAGGGAUAAGUUGUGUUUCUAGGAGCGAGACAUCUAGGAGCUGUCUUAGGGCAUUGAUGCUCUGCUAUAGCAACCGCGCAGCGACUCGUAUAUCUCUUGGACAGAUGAGAGAUGCACUUGGAGAUUGUAUGAUGGCUGCUGAAAUAGAUCCCAACUUUCUCAGGGUGCAAGUCAGAGCUGCCAAUUGUUAUCUUGCCAUUGGGGAAGUUGAAGAUGCAUCACGGCAUUUCAGGAGGUGCUUACAGGCGGAAAGUGAUGUAUGUGUAGACCGAAAAAUUGCAGUAGAGGCUUCUGAUGGCUUACAGAAGGCGCAGAUAGUGUCUGAAUGCAUGAAUCGUUCUGCUGAAAUUUUGCAAAAGAAAACAUCUAGUGAUGUGGAGAGUGCUUUGGAAUUUAUUGCUGAGGCCCUGACAAUAAGCCCAUGCUCUGAACAAUUACUUGAAAUGAAAGCUGAGGCUCUUUUCUUGAUGCGAAGGUAUGAAGAGGUGAUUGAAUUGUGCGAGCAGACCCUUGGUUCUGCUGAAAGAAACUCUUAUCCGAUUGAUGCUUCUGACCAGUCGUCUAAUCUGGAUGGUUCCAAGCAUUCUAAGUACUGUUAUUUCCGGAUGUGGCGUUGCCGUAUUACUUUGAAAUCACAUUUCCAUCUAGGAAGGCUUGAGGAUGGUUUGUCUUUAUUAGAGAAACAAGAGGAAAAGCUUUCUGCCACAUAUAGGAAUGAGAGCAAAAUACUUGAAUCAUCACUGCCCCUAGCCAUCACUGUACGUGAGCUCUUACGUCAUAAGGCUGCAGGGAAUGAAGCAUUUCAGGCUGGAAGGCAUACUGAAGCCGUUGAAUGUUAUACUGCUGCUCUGUCAUGCAAUGUUGAGUCGCGUCCUUUUGCGGCUGUUUGUUUUUGCAAUCGCGCUGCCGCAUAUAAAGCAUUGGGUCAGAUCAGUGAUGCUAUUGCGGAUUGCAGCUUAGCUAUAGCUCUUGACAGAAAUUACUUGAAGGCUAUUUCUAGAAGAGCCACUUUAUAUGAGAUGAUCAGAGAUUACGGACAAGCAGCUCGAGAUAUUGAGAGACUUGUGUCUCUUAUCACUAAACAAGUAGAGGACAAAACCCAUCACGUAGGAGCAUCUGAUAGAUCCACUAGCAGCACAAAUGAUUUGAGACAGGCUCGUUUGCGGCUUUCUGAAAUAGAGGAAGAAGCCAGAAAAGAUAUUCCCUUGGACAUGUACCUCAUCUUGGGAGUUGAUCCAUCUGUUUCGACAUCAGAAAUUAAGAAGGCCUAUCGGAAAGCUGCACUUAAGCAUCAUCCUGACAAGGCUGGUCAAUUCUUGGCAAGAAGUGAGAAUGGUGAUGAUGGGCUUUGGAAGGAGAUAGCAGAAGAAGUCUACAAAGAUGCCGACAGACUAUUUAAAAUGAUUGGAGAGGCAUAUGCAGUUCUUUCAGAUCCUACCAAGCGUGCUCGGUAUGACGCUGAAGAGGAGAUGAGGAAUGCGCAAAAGAAACGAAAUGGAAGCAGCACAUCUAGAGCACAAACAGAUGUCCAAAAUUACCCGUUUGAAAGAAGUGGAAGUAGGCGACAAUGGAGAGAUGUUUGGAGAUCGUAUGGUACCUCGACAUCGGCAUGGCCGGAAUCCACUCGAUCAACUAGGUACUCAUGACAACCUUGUUCGGACAUGUCUUGGUUUUUCGAACGUUAGAAAAAAGUUUUAGAAGGGGUCUAGCCACAAGAUGGAUCAUUUUACAUUGCCGCGUAGACAAUGUUCAGUUUAAAGGUCGAACAGAUGCAGAAACUUCCAGCAUAUGAAAAGUGAUUACCCCCACAAAAGAGAAUUACAUUAAGAAGGGAAAGGAAAAACGAAGAGAUUUUUCCUCAAAAGUUAAAGGUGGUUAGAAGCUUGGAUGAUAUCAUGAUUUGAGUGAUUGAAUAAGCUUGGUUUGUGGAAAGAGAAGGUGUUCUCUGUAGCAAAAGAUGCCUUGUAAAUCAUCCAGUAUUGUGUACAGAAGAGAUGAAAUAUAACCAUAACAGGCAGAUGAGUAACCUUAGAAUGAGAAAUUAACUGGCUUGGGCAGUCUGCUAAUCUGGUUAGAAGAAGAAAGCAAUGAAAUUGGAGAAGGGAUUUUGUGUGUUUCUUUUUUUUCUCUUUUUCUUCUUUUUUGAUAUUUUCCUUAUUGAAUUUUUUAUGGAAAGAAUGUAGAUAAAUUAUGAGGUGAGAGCUUUUUUAUUGUAUAGGUUAUAGUUGUGUGUUUUCUUUCUAAUUAUAUGUCCAC
Messenger RNA from Morus notabilis, 4876 nucleotides. RefSeq lists its product as uncharacterized. The transcript is spliced from 11 exons. The coding region runs from base 241 to 4266 and encodes 1341 amino acids. NCBI's taxonomy places the organism in Eukaryota, Viridiplantae, Streptophyta, Magnoliopsida, Rosales, Moraceae. Gene Ontology annotation, molecular function: protein binding. The record is from RefSeq and is a predicted model, not a curated record.